Exserohilum turcica Et28A is the source of this 1903-nucleotide messenger RNA. RefSeq lists its product as uncharacterized. Lineage: Eukaryota; Fungi; Ascomycota; Dothideomycetes; Pleosporales; Pleosporaceae. The coding region runs from base 1 to 1497 and encodes 498 amino acids. The record is from RefSeq and is a predicted model, not a curated record. The transcript has 4 exons.
AUGAACAUUGCAGCCCCAACCUUCAACUCGCUUAAUAAGCCCCAGAAGCGCGCGCUCAUCCUGCGAGAUCAGCUGCGCUUUGUUGACCCGCUACACCUGGAUGAAUUCCUAGACGGAGUCAGCAAUCACGAACCACCAGCCUACACCAGGGUCAACGGUGUCAUCAAGCCAGACCUCACUUUUGUCACGCUCAAGGAAGAAGCCACUCGCUUUGAUCUUGGCAAUGUCUUGCUCGCAGAGGAAAACAACGCCAUCUACCGCGUGUACCUGGUAGUUGAGAACGGGCAGAUACAGAUGCAGGCUGAAGACCCGCUUCCACGCGAUGACGAGGUUCUGGACUCGAUACCUAUCCACGGUUUCAUUGCAAGGAGCACAGUGCCGCUGUUCAGAGAAAAGUUCCAGGCUAUCCAUGCCCGCAUGACCAAGAUCAACGAGGCAAGACGCGCGGCUUACAACAUGCCAGCCCAGGAGCCGACGUUGGUCUGCGAAGGAGAAACAAUCGCCAGGCUGGAUCCAUCCAGGGCUGAACAGGGCCGCCCAUCUCUGCAGCCCAACAAAGCCCGCAAGCGCGCUCCAAACGAAAAAAUCCUCCCACACAUCUCCAACAAGCGCAAGCGCACCAGCCUCGACAUCAUCCCAGCCUCGACCAAAAGCCGGACCUUGGAUACGCUCCCCAACCACGUGAAAAUCGACCUCUUCAACAGCAUCGUGCAGACAGCGUUUCCCAACUUCGAGGACCUCAUGACAGCGUGCUGGAACGUCAUUUCCAUUUACACGGCGUGCGGCACGGAUUUCCCGGAGCUGCAUCGCGCCAUUGUCGAGUUGAAGGGCGUAUUGCUGGAUUUUGAGCAUGCGUUUGGACACAGUGGUGGCGAGCGCGAGACACCGCGGUAUCGACGCGAUUUCGAGGCUGCGGAGCGGGUGUAUAAGGGGAAAGAGCGGGAUGCGGAGUGUGAGCGGGAGGGGAAACCCAGUGCACGGGGAGUAGCGGGGGAUGACCAAGUGCAUGUAAAGAUGGAUCCAGAACAAGGGAAUGCGUCUGGUGCAAACGAGGCUCACGUUGACGCUCCAGCUGAAAACGAGAAGCAAACUGGAAAUGGGCAUGACGCGCACCAUGUGUCUUGUUCGGCGGGUGCAGAUGCCAGGAGCGAAAAGAGCCAAAUCCAGCAUUCUGCCGAGCAUCCGCUUUCUGAUCAAUCGUGGUACUCAUGUCUCACGCACUCUAUUCCACGCCACCGCUACCAUGUCGCCACCACCGAGGCCAGCAUCAGCAUCAACAUCAGCACCAGCACCAGCAAGAGGAGGAGGAGGAGGAGGAGGAGUAGGAGGAACAGCAGGAACAGCAAGAACAGGAAGCGUAAUACCACCCCCCAAACCCCGACCCACAGACCACACACCCAUAUUCCACGACGCAUACAUCGACUCGCUCAUGUCGAGUGUGCCGCCGACGCGUACGCCGCGAGCGAGAAUCAAGAAGAUGAGGAGUACUACUCCUAAUCUUACUAAUCCCAUUCCUAGUACUAAUCCUACCCACGCUUCUUCCGGUAGUGGUGCUGCUGCUGCUGCUGCUUCUUCUUCUUCUUCUUCUUCUUCUUCUUCUUUUUCUUUUCCCGCCAUUUCUGGAAACGACCAUGGGAAACAGUCUGGAAAAGAGUCUGUUAGUACCAAUGGACACGAGCCUGCAAACGAGGCUAGCAGUGGGAGUGGAAGUGGAAGUGGAAAUGGAAAUGGAAAUAGCGUCUUUGGUGUGUGCCUCGGUAACUCUGUGCUCGGGGCUAAGAAAGCUAGGGCGACGCCGGUGCCGGAUAUGGUUUCUAGGUGUGAUAAGGUCGAGUAAGGAGGGGGCUUGGUGGCUGGGUAUCUGGGUAUCUGGGUAGCUGGGUAGCUAGCUAGCUUGGCAUGG